Molecule: messenger RNA, 687 nt
Organism: Fraxinus pennsylvanica
Lineage: Eukaryota; Viridiplantae; Streptophyta; Magnoliopsida; Lamiales; Oleaceae
Source: the annotation of a GenBank genome assembly
AUGUAUUCAACAAAGCAUUCUGAUACGUCGUCGUUUCACCAGCCUCUCAUACCUGACCCUCAGUCACAAUCCCAACACCAAGAACCGCCAUACGUCGUCGUAUUGACCUACCAACCACCGCACACCCGCCGUCUUCUCAGUAAAUCCUGUCGUCGCUGUCUAAUCUGCUUUGCCACUGUAUUGCCCUUCCUCGCCGCCGCCGCCUACCUCCUCUGGCCCUCCGACCCGGGCCUCUCUAUCGUCCGCCUCCGCCUCGAUCGCCUCCACUUUCAUACCCGCCCCAAAAUCUCACUCGACAUCACCCUAGACAGCACCAUUAAGGUCCGGAACAGAGACUUCUACUCUAUUGACUAUGAUUCCUUACUCGUUGCGAUUGACUACCGGGGGAAGCGAUUGGGAUCUGCUGUGUCGGAUGGUGGCCACAUCAAGGCCCGUGGAACGUCGUACAUCAACACCACGCUCGUUCUCGACGGAGUGGAGAUAUUGAGCGAUGUGAUUCUGUUGCUGGAGGAUUUGGCUAAGGGUGCGAUCCCGUUUGAUACGACGUCGCAGAUUAGUGGGAAGAUCGGUGUUUUCUUUUUCGACCUACCUCUAAAGGCAAAAAUAUGGUGCGAAGUCAUUGUAAAUACACGCAACCAAACAAUUGCCCGACAAAGUUGCUACCCGAAGGUUUCUGAAGGGAGCUAG